Molecule: messenger RNA, 1527 nt
Organism: Daldinia childiae
Lineage: Eukaryota; Fungi; Ascomycota; Sordariomycetes; Xylariales; Hypoxylaceae
Product: THP3 like protein C2A9.11c
Exons: 3
Coding region: 1-1527 (508 amino acids)
Cellular component (GO): nucleus
Source: RefSeq, a predicted model, not a curated record
AUGUCUUGGGCAGCACCUCCGCCUGGCGUCCAAGUAACGCCUUACGCCUAUCCUACUACUCUCAAUGCCGCAUAUACUGCUGUUCCAGUUCGUCAAGGCUUUGGUCAAGCAUACCAAGCUCCAUCUCAGUAUAACUAUUCCGCUCCUGCUAAUCCUCAAUCAACAACCACUAUGGCUGCUUCAUCGAAUCAGCAAUCCCAGCAGCAGAAGUUUGACUGGCCAGAUUCAGUGCGCAGCUAUGUGCAAAGGUCCUUCCAAUCAUCAAAUCUAGAUCCUAGCGUAACCCGUGCCGAGAUGGAAACCAAGUUGAAGGAUACUAUCAGGUACACUCAGGAUUGUGGAACCAUGUACACUACGGAUUGGGACAACAUGCCUUUACCGCAAACGUUGAUCAAGAAUGAACGCCAACAAGCGUUGAUGCAGUCUAUGGCACCACCCAUGGUGACAGAGACAACUCCUACCUCUGUUAUCGCUCCUAUUAACCCAAAGAAGAGGAAGUCUACGGAUCUUAGCGGACCCGAACAGACCAACACCGCUUCAGUACCGUGGCGUAGCACCAGAGCGCUUUCCCUCGAAGAUCGAAUUACCAAACCGUCGAUGGAAGGUCCGUUACCGGCCAAAAGUAAGUUCCAGAAGAAUGUCGAGAAGCGACAGCGCCGCGGUGAUGGUGGAUACCAGUCUACCUACCGAUCUCCUAGCCCGCCGCCCCUUACCGGACCUAUCGUCGGACUCAACGAAUCCUUGGAGAAGAGAUAUCUGCGUUUAACUGCUGCACCGAAAGCAGCCGACGUCCGACCUGAACGUAUUUUGCAUCAGACGCUAGACUUACUUAAGAAGAAGUGGCGGAAAGACGGCAACUAUAACUACAUUUGUGACCAGUUUAAAUCGCUACGCCAGGAUCUGACAGUACAACGCAUUAGGAAUGACUUCACUGUUUCUGUUUAUGAAAUCCAUGCCAGGAUUGCCUUGGAGAAGGGGGAUCUCGGUGAGUAUAAUCAGUGCCAGACUCAGCUACGUGCUCUUUAUAAGUCGGGUCUGAAGGGCAAUUCUAUCGAGUUCAAGGCGUAUCGUAUUUUGUAUUUCAUCCAUACCGCAAACCGGUCGGCGUUGAAUGACGCCAUCGCAGAUCUAACUACAGCAGAGAAAGAAGAGCGACCGAUUAAGCAUGCUCUGGACGUACGUUCAGCCCUUGCUUUAGGCAACUACCAUAGGUUUUUCCAGCUAUAUCUUGACGUUCCCAACAUGGGAGCAUAUCUCAUGGAUAUGUUUGUCAAACGUGAACGACUUGCUGCACUUGCAAACAUGUGCAAGGCAUUUAAGCCCGAUCUGAAGCUUCGUUACAUCACUGAGGAGUUAGCCUUCGAGUCUGAUGCUGAAGCUGCACAGUUCAUUAUCGACUGCAAUGGCCAAGAUCUGCUUCAAGAACGACAAGACUAUAUUGCCUUUCUAACCGGAAAGGCUGGAAUGUUAUUCGAGACAGCCAGAACUGAGGCAUUCCGUAGAGUCGACCUUAAGGGCCAGAUUUGA